This is a messenger RNA of Coccidioides immitis RS, 228 nucleotides long. RefSeq lists its product as uncharacterized. Lineage: Eukaryota; Fungi; Ascomycota; Eurotiomycetes; Onygenales; Onygenaceae. The record is from RefSeq and is a predicted model, not a curated record. The transcript is spliced from 2 exons. The coding region runs from base 1 to 228 and encodes 75 amino acids.
AUGGAUGGUUGUGGAGUUAUUGGCAAAAAUGUAGAUGUAAUGGAAAUUCAAAUUGGACAAGAGUUCAUUUUUGUUGCCAAGAUUUCAUACUCCAAACCAACUCAUGCAAGGGAUUUUUUGCUUAGUGGUAGUGAUUUUUACCAACAGGCAAAACUGGUCAAAACUGAUAGCAGUCCAAAGCUGAUGAUGGUCAGGACAGUCAAAACUGAAUAUGGCAGCAAAAAUUGA